AUGGAGUACAAGCAUUUCAGCCACGAGCACAACCUGUCGCUGUACAGAGUGGUGGAGGUGGAGGCAGUCGGGGCAGGGCAGCGGUGCCACGGGUGCCAGCAGCCGCUCCGGGAUUCCUGUAACUCGUCGUCCGUACUGGGCUGCCGGAAGUGUAACUUCUUCCUGCACGAGCACUGCGGGAAUGCGAACCGAUACGUGAAGCACCCGUCGCACAGGCUGCACCCUCUCAUCCUCCUGCCCACCCCAACCUACUGCAGCGGCUCCUUCUCCUGCGAUGCCUGUGGCGCUCCCGGCAGCACCUUCUCCUACUGCUGUGCGCUCUGCGAGCUCGACCUCCACCUGCAUUGUGCCUUCCUGCCCCCCAGUGUCACCCACAACGCCCACCCGCACGACCUGUCCCUCACUUUCCAGGGCACACGCACAGGCACAGAUCCUCAGCGAUGCAGUGUUUGCACGAGGCUGCUGAGCUCCAGGAACUGGUCUUACGUCUGCAACAGACCUGAGCCUCAUUGUCGGCAUUUUCAGGCCCACACCUUCUGUGCCACUGCACAAGUGAAGCCAGGACUGUAUCAGGAUGACGACGCAGCAGCAGCAGCAGAAUUAGAACAGGUCCAGAACCGUCCGCAACAUUGUUCCAAUUCCAAUGAUACGAUACCCGUGUAUCCUCCACCACCAGAGCCACAGGCAUCGUCCCCCGUCCCAGCUGAGGCGGUUCUUGCUGAGAUGUUUCACCAACAGCUGCUCCUGCAAAUGGCUCAGAAUCUCAAGCACGGAACCAGAUAG
This is a messenger RNA of Andrographis paniculata, 783 nucleotides long. RefSeq lists its product as uncharacterized. NCBI's taxonomy places the organism in Eukaryota, Viridiplantae, Streptophyta, Magnoliopsida, Lamiales, Acanthaceae. Bases 1 to 783 code for a protein of 260 amino acids. The record is from RefSeq and is a predicted model, not a curated record. The transcript has a single exon.